UGUGUUUAUGUGGUGUAUGCCAAAUACAAUAUUAUUUAUAUUAAUAAAGUUGUCUCUUAAUGAAAUUACAUAGUUACCAAGUGUAACGUGCAUAUUCGUUUUCAGUUUUAUAGUAGUCUCAGAAGUCAUCGCGGGCCAUACCUGGAGCAAAAUCUACCAAAAUGAUAGAUGUAAAAACGAAAAUUCACUCCUUCUUUAUAUUUAACUCGAGCUUUGGGCCUAAGGAAGGAGAAGAACUGAAAAGGGUGUUGUUUUUCCAUCCCAGUCAGGUGAGUGGAGAUGGGCGCAAGCUUCAGGUCGGACUAUGUGAGGCAGUUGUCAAAUUUAUGUCUACAUUUUCUUCUGAACCUUGUGAAGCACUGCAAACACAGACCAAAAGACACAUUUUCUAUCAACCAGAGAAAGGAUACUGGAUGGUUCUGGUGGUUCGAAUACCUUAUACAACAAAAGCACUUUCUGCCAUUGGAGAAAGCAGAGGAGAUGUGAUUGAGCCAUCUGUUAUGUUUGAUCUGUUGAAAUCAGCCUACAAAAUGUUCAAAAUGUUUGUAGGGCCUUUCCAAAACAUUCCGCCUGAUGAAAUUUAUACCACUUGUGAAAAUUUCUUUGGACCGUAUAUAACAUCUAAAAACCUCACAAAUGAUAUCAGUGAUAUAAUUCAAGGAAUAAGUUAUCUGCCGCUGGACAAAAAUUCCUUCUUCAAAGUUUUGUGCUUUAUAGAUCUGAUUGAAGUCACAUAUCCUGAUUUUAAAUGUAUCUCAUUUGUUUACAAUGAGCAGUUGAUUUGGAACGCACUUUCAACAGACGACAUGCUUACACUCUACCAGUACUUGGUACAAAACCUCCUACCCGAGCAAAUUGAAAAGGAACUGCAAGGCGGGGCCGUGGCCGCAGCACAAAGGCACGGCCGUUUCAUCAUGCCACGGGACGGCAUCAGGACACGGGAGGACUUACAACGGCUGACUAAAGUUCAUCUCAUGCUUGACGAUGAGCCGGAAGAAAAGGAAUAUUAUCUCAUUAUUUAUAGGACGUUGAGCGCUACAGUUUGUUUUACAGUUGAUGUCAACACCAACCUCGAAUUAGAUACAUUCAAGUCCCUGGACGCAUUCAUUGGGCCCCAACUCUCAUCCAUUGCUUCAGCCAUCAGUGAACAGUGCGCCCAUCAUGCGCUCCAAAAUGCCCAGAUAUCAAGCAAUGAUAAUAAGUUUGUUUAUUUCAACAGACUUAAUCUUGCAUUUAAAACAUCUUCUCCAGUUAACAAGUUGGUACCUUCAACCACUAUCAAACCAGAAGUUUUAAGUAUAAUAGCCGGCAUACAUGCAGACAGACAAAGUCUGGGCAACUAUGGUGAAGUAAUUAUCAAGACACCAGAUGAAUAUUGGAUUACUGCCAAGUCGUCAAAUGAGAGAGAAUUUUAUGUCAUAAUCCAAGAAAAGAAUGCAAAUCUCAAGGAAAUUGCAGAUGAGGUAAAACGAAUAUGCGAAGUUCAAAUGAAAGGUAUAUUUUUCUACCCUAUAUAAGUAUUUAAAUUGUGGAACUA
Molecule: messenger RNA, 1537 nt
Organism: Cydia strobilella
Lineage: Eukaryota; Metazoa; Arthropoda; Insecta; Lepidoptera; Tortricidae
Gene: Ccz1
Product: vacuolar fusion protein CCZ1 homolog
Exons: 11
Coding region: 162-1517 (451 amino acids)
Biological process (GO): vesicle-mediated transport
Cellular component (GO): Mon1-Ccz1 complex; intracellular membrane-bounded organelle
Source: RefSeq, a predicted model, not a curated record